Molecule: messenger RNA, 1571 nt
Organism: Lecanosticta acicola
Lineage: Eukaryota; Fungi; Ascomycota; Dothideomycetes; Mycosphaerellales; Mycosphaerellaceae
Source: the annotation of a GenBank genome assembly
AUGUCAGACGGCAGGUCAAAAGAGAUCCAAUUCGCCGUACGGGCGCGGUCUCCCUCGGACGGUUCCAGCUCAUCGGCGACUCUGUCCGUCAAGCCUCCAUCAUUAAAGUCACCGCGCACCGCUCGUUUCGCCGAGGCCACCGCCGUCAACUCGCCCAUUGAGCCUUCCAAGGCUGGUCGAAAUCCAUUCAAAGACCCUCCAUCGAUCCACGUCAUGGCUCAGCCGCAGGUGUCCGACGUGGGCUUUGGCUAUGUCAACAAGCACGAGUCUGUCGAGAUGCCCGACACGGACUACCAGCCGCCUCUUACUGCAAGGACGAUCCCAAAGAGUCCUCUGAAGAGUGCAAUGAAGACUCCUGGAGCUCCACCAAGAGAUCUAAACGCCAUCCUGAGUCCAACAUUCAGGGAAGAACAGAUCCUGGAAAAAACCGAGGCGCACACGGACAAGGAACAAGCCAAAGACAUUGUAAGUCCACCGUUGGCAUACUGCCAAGCAUGAUGCUGAUCGUUUCCGAGAAACUCAAAACACGAGUACGAAUCGCAAAGUUCAUGCUCCGAGGCGUCAACUUCUCCUGCUCACUGAUCGUCCUCGCCAUGCUUGCUUCUACCUUCGCCAUUUUCAACGCUACCAAGAGCCUUCCCCCACGGAACAACCUACCUCCUUGGGCCGCAAACCAGAAGACUUGGCCCCAGAUCCUGCUUUUGUGCAUCUCCUGUGUCUCGCUCUUUGCCUGCAUGCUUAUCUUUUGGGGAUACUGGAAAGGCGGCCAUCGCCGAGCCGAGAAGGCAGCCGUCUACUACACCGUGGUGGCUGUGGCCUUCUUCAUCUUCAGCAUCGUUAUGUGGGCCGUGGGUGCCGCUGUGAUCCAGCAACAAAAGAACAAUAGCGAGAAUAAGGACAUGUGGGGAUGGUCCUGCGUGGACAAUGAGCGGAGUCAGCUCUUCCAGAACGAAGUCGGUUACCAACUUAUCUGCCGUCUGCAGAACUGGAGUCUGGUGUGCGCCAUUAUUGAAAUCGUCGUCGAGCUCAUUACGAUCAUGGUGUAUGGUGUCGUGUUCUGGCGGUUCUACUCCAAGCGUCAGCUCAGGAAGUCGAUGGCUGUCCGCGACCGGGCGCGAAGCGAUCUGUACCUCGCACAACUUCGAAGCCAAUCCGCGCCCAAUACUCCAGCCCCUUUCAGCCCUCGCGAUGGCGGUUGGAGAGCGCCUGUCGACACCUAUGCCAAGGGCCCGUCCGUCGAAGAGGGCGAAGUCCAAUACAUCGAUGCCGACAGGAAACACCAACCAGCACCCUUCAAGCUUCAAGCACCGCCGAUCAAAAUCACGGGCGCGACUCCCAAAAUGCAGCAACUCGGCUUCACGCCCGUCGAGGUCACAACACGAGAGAGGACGCCUUCGCCACCAGAGGAAGAUCAAAGAUCACCGCUCAUGGCGGACGCACCUCGGGAAACGCAGCAAGAACAUUUCGCUGCUGUAGCGCCUGGUGAGCAAGUGUACGACUCGGUGCCGAUUCCGGGAGCGUACGAAGCACCGCUAUCGCCCGGUGCGGAACAGAUGCAUUUUCCAAGGUGA